GCUGUGGCGACAAUAGUUAAUUUAGACUGAGUUAUCAUGAACUAUGAUGAUCAUUUCUCCGACCUCGGUCCAGCUCCACCUACAAAAAACAAUUACUUCAGGGCAUAUCCCCUCAUUUUCUUCAUUAUAGUUUUUGUGUCUUCUACCAUAAUUCUCUCUCUAAUUUUUGGGUACUUUUUUCUCCUUAAGCGCAAGAAUAAAAAAGCUGAACUCCAGAUGAUAUCAACCAGUUACGAAGAUGUGUUCAAAAUAUGGAAUUAUGAUGGUAGAAUUCUGUUUGAGGACAUAAUUAAAGCAACUGAGGAUUUUGACAUCAAGUAUUGCAUUGGCACCGGAGGUUAUGGCAGCGUUUACAAAGCAGAGUUAUCUGGUGGCAAAGUAGUUGCUGUGAAGAAACUUCACCGUUCAGAGUUAUGUUUCUUCAACAAUUUCCAAAAUGAGUCUCAUUUACUGUCUCAAAUACGACAUCGAAACAUUGUCAAACUUUAUGGUUUUUGUUUGCAUAGAAGAUGCAUGUUUUUUAUUUAUGAGUACAUGGAGAGAGGUAGUUUGUUCUGUGUGUUGCGCAACGAUGAAGAAGUUACUGAGUUGGAUUGGAAGAAGAGAGUGAACAUUAUCAAGAGUGUGGCACAUGCGUUGUCUUACUUACAUCAUGACUGCGUUCCACCGGUUGUUCACCGUGAUAUAUCAAGCAACAACAUUCUAUUGAACUCGGAAUUAGAGACAUCCGUUGCUGACUUUGGUUUGGCUCGACUUCUAAAUUUUGACUCAUCCAAUAGAACGAUGAUGGCUGGCACAUAUGGAUAUAUAGCUCCAGAACUUGCCUACACCAUGAUUGUGACGGAGAAAUGUGACGUUUAUAGUUUUGGCGUUCUGAUACUGGAAGUAUUAAUGGGCACACAUCCGAGAGAUCUUCUUUCAUCAUUAUCAUUUCCAUCUACUCAACAUCGAAUGCUAAUUGAUCUUUUAGACCCACGUCUUCUACCACCAGUUGAUAAAAAGGAUGUGCAGAAUAUUGUGCUUGUUUCUGCUAUAGCAUUUGCAUGCUUGCAUUCUAAACCCGAAUCUCGACCUACAAUGCAAUGUAUCUGUAAAAAAUUGCUUACCGGAAAACCAAUGGAAAAGUCCUUUCAAGAAAUUACUAUAUCAAAACUCGGAUAUUCAGAAUGGUAGUUUGUUGAUGAAUGCGAUUUUUAAGCAUAGAUGUAAUUCAAACAUGUAUUCUUGACUGCUAUUUUCUUUUGUUUCUAACUAUCCUUUAAGGAUUGUUAUGGCUUGUAACUAGUUAGUGUUUAUAUCAAUC
Messenger RNA from Pistacia vera, 1303 nucleotides. RefSeq names its product MDIS1-interacting receptor like kinase 2-like. Gene Ontology annotation, molecular function: ATP binding; protein kinase activity. Gene Ontology annotation, biological process: protein phosphorylation. NCBI's taxonomy places the organism in Eukaryota, Viridiplantae, Streptophyta, Magnoliopsida, Sapindales, Anacardiaceae. The record is from RefSeq and is a predicted model, not a curated record. The transcript is spliced from 2 exons. Bases 37 to 1173 code for a protein of 378 amino acids.